GGAUUGCCGGCAAUAAAAUUGAGCUUUAAACAUUAACAAUAAUAUUUUACCGCACUUCAAGUGUUCAAGUCAAAACAAGGAUGUCUUCGUCCACGACUACCACCUCGAGUCCAACGGACAGCUCCAAUGGUUCACUGGCAAUUUCAUAUGGUGCUGUGCCAAUCGUUCCCGGAUCGAAUACGCAGAAACCGUUUACGCUCUCCGAGCGACUUGGCUUCGAGAUUUACCGCUACUCCAGCUAUUCGCCGAAUUAUUUGCCUGAAAACGUACUCGUCGAUUGCCCAAACGAUCAAACCUCUCGCUGGUCCGCCUACACAAAUAGCCCACCACAGUUUCUUACGUUGAAGCUGCGCCGACCCGCCAUCGUCAAGAGGAUCAAAUUUGGUAAAUUUGAGAAAUCGCACGUUUGCAACAUUAAGAAAUUUCGCAUUUUCGGCGGAUUGGAAGAUGAGCAUAUGGUGCUGCUGCUAGACGCUGGUCUUAAAAACGACAAUAUACCCGAAGUAUUCAAUCUGCGCUGCAUGACUGAGGAUGGCGCUGAGAAUCUGCCCAUACUCUAUCUGAAAAUAGUGCCAUUGUUGUCGUGGGGACCAUCCUUCAAUUUUAGCAUCUGGUACAUCGAGCUGCAUGGCCAGGAUGAUCCCAUGUACACAUGUGCCCGCAUGAAGAGCUACAAUACACUGCGCGAAACGGAGAUCAUCAAGCUGUGUCUCAAGCACUUCCGUCAGCAGGGCUAUAUGAAGGCCUUUGGGUCGCUGCAGGCCCAGACAAAUGUUCGCCUGGAGCAUCCUCUUAUAAGCGAACUACACAAAUAUUUGGUUGUUCAAGGCGAUUUCGAGCGUGCGGAGCGCUUUAUUGUCGAGUGCAUCGAAGAGGGUCUAAUGGAUGAGUAUUUGAAUAAGCAGGACUACAAGCACUCCUGGCAUAUGAAGUACACGGAAAGUGAUGGAAAGCCCGGUAAUCGUGGCGGCCAUCAGCUGGUUGUCGAUUCCAAAAAACGCCUUAUAUAUUUGUAUGGUGGCUGGGAUGGCUACCAGGAUCUCAGCGACUUGUGGGUCUUCGACAUAGAGCUAGACGAAUGGGCACUGCUCUAUGAGCGGUCCGAGUUGUCUAAUGGACCCACACCGCGCUCCUGUCACAAACUAAUCUUUGAUCCGGUCAGCGAGAAUAUUUUCAUGCUGGGCCGCUAUCUGGAUAAUUCGAUACGCACCAGUGAUUAUAUCAAGAGCGAUUUCUACUUGUACGACACGCGUGCAGGCAAUUGGAUGCAAAUCUGUGAUGACACCAGCCAAGUGGGUGGACCGCAGCUCGUCUACGAUCAUCAGAUGUGCAUUGAUGCCGACAAGCGUACGAUUUAUGUGUUCGGUGGCAAAAUACUAACGCCGCGUAACCCCACGGCUUCAACGGAGCCAGAAUACUCUGGCCUCUUCUCGUAUCACAUUGCGACAAAUACCUGGACACAGAUACUCGUGGAUUGUCAUCAUGCCAGUGCUUCGCAGGCGGAUGUUAUGUCCAUCAAAUCACGCAUAACGCACUGCAUGGUCUUUCAUAAUAAACAGCGAAAGCUUUACAUUUACGGUGGCCAGCGUGGCAAGGACGAUCUCGAUGAGCUGCUCACUUACGAUGUAGAUUCCCAGGCCAUCUCACUGUUGAACAAGGAGAAUUCACAUCUCGGCACCACGGCCAGCACGGAGACCAAAUUUGAGCCAUCGUCGGGUUACACACUGCGCGCUACCAUUGACUGUGAUCGCGAUGAAAUCUAUAUAUUCUCGAGCCUUAAUAAGGUAAAAGACAGACGUGAUGUGCACCAUGCGGAUGCCUCGAACUCCUUUUGGGUAUACUCAUUGCGGACGCACAAGUGGUCACGCAUCUAUUAUUGCCGCCACAGUGCUCAGGACGCGAACUCGAUUAAUACGAGCAAUUUUUUGGGUGCCAGCCAUGGUGAUGGUGCAAUGGAGCCAUGUCCACGCUAUGCACAUCAGUUGGUCUACGAUGAGGUAGACAAGACGCAUUAUCUCUUUGGUGGCAAUCCAGGCAUAUUUCAGUACCAGCAACUGCGCUUGGAUGACUUCUGGCUGCUCUAUUUAGAAAAGCCGAAACGCGAUGAGAUAUUGAAGCACUGUCGCUAUUUGGUGCGCAAGCUGCGCUAUGAGGAAAUGACGCGCACCGAUCCAUUGAAAGCGAUGCAGUACCUCAGACGUCAUGUAUCUGACGUUAUUGAUCACACCGAUGCCGAGCAAUUGACUAACUUCCAUAAGUUAGCCUCGCUGCUUUUCAAGUCGCACGACAGCUGCCAGGACUCUGCUCCAAGUCCAAGAGUUACGCCUGAGUUGUGUGCUGAAACUGCAGGAUUUGAUGCAGCAAACAUAAAAGUGGAAAAUACCGAUAACAUUGGACUGGGAGCGGCCGAGAAUAUAUCGCUGGAGUCGAAUGAGAGCCUCACAACUUCCGGUAUAUCAGAGACUGCGUCCAGUCCCAGUGGCUCGUCGUGCACGAAACGCGCACGCACCGAAUACGGUUGUGAGCUACAAAAUCGUCGCUCAUUUCUUUUCAACAAGCUGGUGCAGUUAUUGCCUGCGAGUAUGGUUCAACCAGAUCGCAACCUUAGCGAUUUUGUGGUCAUUUAAAAUGUGUGCAAUAUGCAAUCAGUGCCAAAAUAACACGGGCGAAUCGACAUUAAUUUAAGCUAUUCAAUAUUUGUGUUUAUUAUCAUUUUGAAAUGUUAUUUACAAUUGUUUCGAACUAUGAAUGUGCAUGUGAUAGAUACUCGAGUCGUGUUAAAUUUUCGUUCGGUUUUUUUUUCAAUGUUAAGUUUUUUGGCCAUUGCUAAGCGUUGCCACAUUUUGAAUUGAAUUUGCAACACAAGACACAAAUCGAAUUUCAUUGUGAUAAUUAAUUUUUACAAUAUGAAAAGGAAAAAUUUAGAACGUUCAAAUCAAGCUAAAUGAAUGAAUGUGUGAAUGGUGUUAAAUUUAAAUAAUUAGCUUAGACAUAAGUUUUGAAAUAAAAGAAUUUUACACUUA
This is a messenger RNA of Drosophila grimshawi, 3023 nucleotides long. It is a transcript of the gene muskelin, whose product is annotated as muskelin. Gene Ontology annotation, cellular component: cytoplasm. Lineage: Eukaryota; Metazoa; Arthropoda; Insecta; Diptera; Drosophilidae. Gene Ontology annotation, molecular function: protein binding. The coding region runs from base 81 to 2627 and encodes 848 amino acids. The record is from RefSeq and is a predicted model, not a curated record. The transcript is spliced from 9 exons.